This is a messenger RNA of Ricinus communis (castor bean), 1275 nucleotides long. RefSeq lists its product as uncharacterized. NCBI's taxonomy places the organism in Eukaryota, Viridiplantae, Streptophyta, Magnoliopsida, Malpighiales, Euphorbiaceae. Gene Ontology annotation, molecular function: S-adenosylmethionine-dependent methyltransferase activity. The coding region runs from base 382 to 1176 and encodes 264 amino acids. The transcript has a single exon. The record is from RefSeq and is a predicted model, not a curated record.
CUUUUAUAAUUAUUUAUUUUUUUUAUACGUGCCAUUAUUUAAGAAAUCGAAGACCAAUGGGCGAGAGUAUGAUUCGCAUUCCAAACAAAGCCAAAAACAAAAAUGAUUCAAUUCCUUGCGCAACAGAGCCCUGAACUCUGAUCACGAAAGAGGAACUCCACAACUCACCCUAUAUUAUUAUCACUUUCCCUCUUUUACCUCUCUAUACCACCACCAUCACCACUCUCUCUCUCGAGCUUUAAGAAAGACAGAGAGAGAACUCCUCUAGAGCUGUGUAAAGCCCGCACUUUUUUUCUUUUUUCUGCUUCUUAAAAUAAAACCUCUGCAUGCAUUUGGCUUCUAUCUGUCUCUUUCUCUCUCUCUCUCAUAAAGCAUGCAAAGAUGAUGAUGAUGAUAAACACACCCAUCUCAAAACUCCCUCUAAUCCUCAAACCUUUCCUUCUUUCUCUCAUCCUCUCCAUUUCAGCCCUCAUUUUCAUAGCCUCCCUAACCCCGCAUCACCGUAAAGUAAACAUCAUCACCGAAACACCACAUCAACUCUCCAGCGCCACCAACACUUCCUCCACCUCCGGUCUCCGUAUUCGACCCGGUUACUCCUCCUACAAUGCAUACAUCCAACACCAGCUCAAUAAGACCCUUAACCCAAAACUCCGUCAGAUUUGGAAAACUCGCGACUGGGACCGCAAAGUUAAUGUCUUUGCUCAAUUCUUCUCUUCUUUAAAGGAAAGAAACCUCUUGUCCGACUCUUCCAAAGCCUUAUCCAUUGGAGCUCGUGUCGGCCAAGAAGUGGAGGCGCUUCGCCGUAUCGGAGUCGCAGACUCCAUCGGAAUAGACUUGGUGCCGUCUCCGCCACUUGUUAUUAAGGGAGACUUCCAUGCACAGCCGUUCAAGAAUGAAACUUUCGAUUUUGAGUUCUCUAACGUGUUUGAUCAUGCUCUGUACCCGUGGAAAUUUGUUGGGGAGAUCGAACGAACGUUGAAGCCUGGUGGAGUUUGUGUUAUACACGUGGCAUUAUCUCGGCGGGCUGAUAAGUAUUCGGCGAAUGAUUUGUACAGUGUGGGGCCAUUAACCGAUUUGUUUAAAGAAUCGGAGCUUGUUGACGUUAAAAAAGUUGAUGGGUUUGGCCUCGACACUGAAGUCGUCUUUAGGAAAAAAAGAAUUAACGGCUUUGAUUGAUUUCUUUUAUUUAAUUUAAUAUUUUGUGUUGGGGUUAAUCAUGUACCGUUUUAUUCUGGCGUUGAUAAAGAUAAAUGAGGAUGAUGAUAUGGUAUGAUA